AUGGCCGGCAUACAACCCAAUCCGCUCCCCAACCUCCCCAAGGAGAUUCAUUACAUGAUCCUUGAGAACUAUGUCAACAUGUCCUCGCGCCAAGAUGCUCUGAUUCCUCGUCUCGUUAGCCGCCACUUUGAGGAAGAGACCACGCGACUUAUCUGCCACCGCAUCCAGGGCGAAGCGACAGUGAUCUUUACGGAAAACCGCCAGCCGGAACGCGACGUCUUUGGACGGCAGAUCGGGCGCAGUAUCGUAGUCCCUACUUGGGCACGUGCAUCAAAGGAGCUGAAAAAACGUUUCUUGAAGACGUUCUACGAACGCAUCAGCCUCCAGAAAAGCUACUUCAAGACCUUCAUGGAUGAUAUGUUGGACCUUGUCGCACCCGAUCGUCGAGAAGAACUGCUCCCCGGCUCCUCGACUCUGUCGCUCAUGGUGAGGGACUUGCAUGCGCGUUGGGGCCAAGAGACAAUCUAUCAGACUUUGCAUGCCCUUCUUGCCGAUUACGCCCUGCGUCAUGAGGAUAUCACCGAGUUGAAGUUUGAGCUCGCACACAUCUGGGGCGCCCCUGUGCUUGGCUCAACCAAGUUUGGUAUCAACCUGCUCGAGGUUGCACUGUCCUUGGGAAAGAUCAACAUGGCUCGGUCCAUGGUGCCUUUGGUCCGAACAGAAUUGUUUGAACAACUCUACAACGGAAACCUGUGGCGCACUGCGCACGAGCAAGCCGUUUUCAAUGGUGAUCACGAUGCUCUUGCGGUGAUGAUCGUUUUCGCCGGAGCCACAACCCAGCAAAACGCAACGCUGGUGGUGCGCAGUGCCUUCAAUUGGGCUACAAUGGGAAUGGUAUUGGAGCUCAGCGACACCACCGCACAGUGGCUUCUGGAAAAUUACUCGGCUCACCUCGACGCAGGGGACAUGUAUCACGCCCUAUGGCAAGCAGUCAAAAACAGAAAGGCCCUCCUUGUCCAUAUGCUGCUUUGCUCUGACGCUUUUGACCCAAGCUUCCACCCUGAAGGUCCCGCCCCUCCUCGCCGUGAUCACCUCUCCAACUUGAUGACCGUAGAUCCAGAGCUGCAGGGCUGGGCAGGCCAACGCACCAACAUCCUCAAGCACUUCCUCUACCGCGGUGUGCACUCCGGCAUUGACACGGCGUUGUUCAAGGCCAUUGAACAGGACGACACGGAAGCUUUCGAACUGAUGCUCGACUACAACCAGGCAAUCUCCGAUGGAUCCCAGGCGAACGACUGGACCAUCGAAGGCCGUCUAACCAAGGACCUCCUUGUAGCGGCCAUCUACUUCGGUCAUAGCAAGCUGGUCGAGAUGUUGCUCGCCAGGGGCGUUGAUCGCAGGUUCGGCCAUCCCCGCAAACGCUUCAUGGUCGAGAGUAUUGCCCCCAACACCGUCUCCUAUCUGGACUUCCUCUUCCUGCUGGAUCGCACUAUCCCUGAAGAAAUACCGGGUUGCAAGGCUGUACCCAGUGCACUGGAGUGGCGACUUAGCUCUCUGUCUACCACGCAACGAAUGACCGGCAUCCAGGACAAAUACGGCCUUCUUUCUGGAGUUGAUGUCCUUGUGUGCCGCACCGUUCGUGUCUCAUACACUAUCCAUGAGCUAAUGUAA
This is a messenger RNA of Aspergillus mulundensis, 1611 nucleotides long. RefSeq lists its product as uncharacterized. Lineage: Eukaryota; Fungi; Ascomycota; Eurotiomycetes; Eurotiales; Aspergillaceae. The record is from RefSeq and is a predicted model, not a curated record. The transcript is spliced from 3 exons. The coding region runs from base 1 to 1611 and encodes 536 amino acids.